Messenger RNA from Sitodiplosis mosellana (orange wheat blossom midge), 1278 nucleotides. RefSeq names its product U-scoloptoxin(20)-Cw1a (gene Trissin). The record is from RefSeq and is a predicted model, not a curated record. Bases 421 to 822 code for a protein of 133 amino acids. The transcript is spliced from 5 exons. Lineage: Eukaryota; Metazoa; Arthropoda; Insecta; Diptera; Cecidomyiidae.
UGCAUAGGUAAAUGCAGAAGUUUUUUUUUCUCCCUUUUUGGGGCGUUUAUCAUUUUCGUAGCUGUCCACUAUCCCAAAUGAACCAAUCUCAAUGAAAUAGAAACAAAAGAAAAACCAAACAUUUCUCGAAAAAUGUAUCAAUAACGGUUUUCUCAUGAAAUGUCUGACCAUUAUCUUAAUUAAAAGUCCCUUUGAUUCAGUCUGUGGUGGAUGGUGCAUCAUACAUUGUACAUAGUUUCAAUGUUUUUCACAUCAAAGAAUGCUGCGGUCUCUGUACCAUUAUCCACUGUCAAUCGCAUACUGAAGCCAAUUUAAACAUCUCCGGUGGAAAGUUGAAGAAAAAAAAACGUUUUUUUUUUCUUUCGCAAAAUUUUAGUUAUAUUUAUUUUUAUACAAAAAAGAUAAAAAAAAAUUGAAAAAAUGCCGUCAAAUUUGUUCAAUCAAAUUCUGGUUCUCGUGCUGAUUUCCACUUGUUUAAUCGUUUCUACUUCGGCCGAAGGACUAUCUUGCAGUUCGUGCGGUGAUGAGUGUUUAGAUGCGUGUGGUACACGAUUUUUCCGCACCUGUUGCUUUAAUUACUUACGGAAACGAUCAUCACCACCCGCACAGCCACAACCAAUACUUCCCGAGUACGAGGAAAAUUACAUAUGGCUUAACAAAGCCGAAGUGGAAAAAUUGAUACAAAACGAAUUGAUGCACCAGCAGAAUCUCAAUUAUUUGAAUGAAAAAGCACCAAAAAAAGAUGAGAAGUCCACGACCACUUCAACUCAGAUCGGUCUUGGCACAAAUCACGAUCAAAUGCGUGCUAUUUAUGAUAUUUAAUUUCAUUUGUGCACUAUAUUUCAUUUUUCUAAUCCUAAAAAUUUUACAUUGAACCUUUGGUUCGGGAUGAAUCAAUCGACACACGCAUAUGGAUACCCGAUAAUCAAAAUAGAAAUGUCCCCAGCAGACUAUGCAUUUUUGUUUCAUCUAAACACCAUUUUCCACAGUCAGAGUGUUAAAAUCAAAUGAAGCCUAUGAGCAACGCAUCAAACAAAUAAAUUACAAUGAAUGUAACGGCAACGAGUGGAAAUUUAUUAACAAAAAGAAAACCAUCGUUUUAAGCAAAAUAUCGGAAAGUCAAAUUCCAUUUGGAAUCUCAUGGUUGGGAGAUUUGAAACGGAAUAGAAAUAUACAUUUUUGAUAGAUCAAUUUUCAUAUUGAUCUUACAACACUUUCCGAUAUUUCUUCUUCGGCGUGAUGGUGUACCAAACUAUUAAUUGAAUCACUAAAUAAAUG